Molecule: messenger RNA, 2532 nt
Organism: Girardinichthys multiradiatus
Lineage: Eukaryota; Metazoa; Chordata; Actinopteri; Cyprinodontiformes; Goodeidae
Gene: snx27a
Product: sorting nexin 27a
Exons: 13
Coding region: 147-1823 (558 amino acids)
Biological process (GO): intracellular protein transport; signal transduction
Cellular component (GO): early endosome
Molecular function (GO): protein binding; phosphatidylinositol-3-phosphate binding
Source: RefSeq, a predicted model, not a curated record
UCGUGACGUCGCUGAGGGGCGUGUCCACACCAACAGAGUCGGUCUGUUUGGAGCUCAUGUAACUGAGGGGGACAGAGCUCAAGUGUUGUUUUGGAAAUCACCGACUGCAAAAAGAGAGGAGAUUUCAGCACCCGUUAAAGAAGAAGAUGGCGGAUGUUGGAGGCGAUGAAAUUCACCCCACCGCGUCCCGCUACAACGGUCCAGUCGUCGGUUCGUCCGCGGGCCAGAACGCAGCAACGGUAACGUCUGGUCCUCGGAUAGUGCGGAUCGUCAAGUCGGAGUCUGGCUACGGUUUCAAUGUUCGCGGUCAGGUUAGCGAAGGAGGGCAGCUCCGGAGCAUCAACGGGGAACUGUACGCUCCCCUUCAGCACGUCAGCGCUGUUCUACCCGGAGGUGCAGCAGACCGAGCGGGGAUAGCGAAGGGGGACAGGAUCCUUGAGGUGAAUGGGGUGAACGUGGAAGGUGCGACCCAUAAGCAGGUGGUGGACCUGAUCCGUGCAGCGGAGAAGGAGCUGGUUCUGGCCGUGCUGUCUGUUCCACCUCAGGAAGCUGAUGGAUUAGAAGGAGGGGAGGAUGUUCAGCCUAACUAUGACUACAGCGACAAGCAGGCUGUGCCCAUUUCCAUUCCCACGUACAAACAUGUGGAGCAGCACUCGGAGAGGUUUGUGGUGUACAACGUGUACAUGUCGGGCAAACAGCUGUGCUCGAAGCGCUAUCGAGAGUUUUCCAUCCUGCACCAGAACCUAAAGAGGGAAUUCUCCAACUUCAACUUCCCAAAGCUUCCUGGUAAAUGGCCCUUCUCUCUCUCCGAACAGCAGCUGGAUGCUCGGCGUAGAGGUCUGGAGGAGUAUCUGGAGCGAGUGUGUUCUGUGCGGGUGAUAGGGGAGAGUGACAUCAUGCAGGAGUUUCUCUCUGAAUCAGACGAGAACUACAAUGGAGUCACAGAUGUGGAGCUGCGGAUAGUGCUGCCCGACAAAACCACCAUCUCUGUCAGAGUGCGUAAAAACAGCACAACGGACACAGUGUACCAGGCGUUAGUCCUCAAGGUUGGAAUGGACAGUAUUAUGGCAAGCUACUUUGCUCUUUUUGAAGUCAUCAACCAUUCUUUUGUGAGGAAGCUCGCCCCAAAUGAGUUCCCCCACAAACUUUAUGUGCAGAACUACACAUCAGCUGUUCCUGGAACAUGCUUAGCGCUCCGCAAAUGGUUGUUCAGCAUCCGAGAGGAAGAGUUGCUCAGAGAUAACCCGCUGGCACUGCACUACUGCUUCCACCAGGCACUGGACGAUGUGAAGAAGGGAUUCAUAAAAACGGAGGACAAAUCCUACCAGCUGCAGAAACUGGCAGAGCAGCGCAAGAUGGCCACAUACCUCAGCCUGCUGCGGACAUGUGAGGGCUAUAAUGAGGUGGUCUUCCCACACUGCUCCUGUGACUCCAGGAGGAAGGGCCAUGUCAUCACAGCCAUCAGCAUCCAUCACUUCAAGCUGCACGCGUGCACCGAGGACGGCACCCUGGAGAACCAGGUAAUAGCUUUUGAGUGGGCAGAGAUGCAGCGCUGGGACACUGAUGAGGAAGGCAUGGCUUUCUGCUUUGAGUACGCCAGAGGAGAAAAGAAACCUCGCUGGGUUAAGAUUUUCACUCCAUAUUUCAACUACAUGCAUGAAUGCUUCGAGCGUGUCUUUUGUGAGCUGAAGUGGAGGAAGCAGGUGGAGGAAGAGGCUUCUGAUAAAGACAACAAAAACUGCAGCAACAGCGAGUAUCUGCCUCCUCUGGAGACGCAACAGAAGGGAUGGCGCCACCUAGGGGGGGAAAUCGCAACGUCCUAAUAAAAGGUUAAUCUUCACUCGAACUAGAACUGAUCCACUCAUCACAGCCACCCACAGAGAGUGUCCAUUGACAAACAGAAGAAGUGAGAGUCUGAGGCGAUCCCUGCCCCAGAACAGGAGGAAGUCCCUCUUUGGAAAAAAGUCACUCCCAAAAUAAAUCCAAGGAUGGGCGGAGUGAAAAGAGAAGAGAAGCAAAGGAGAAUCAGCAUCAGCCAGUUUUCAUGUCAUUUACUAGAUCUCCAACUUGUGUCUAUUUUUUUCUCUCCAUGCAUCUACCCUGUGAUGUUUGGCUCAACAGUAGAAAAGUCUCACCAUUGGACAGUUCAAGGUGUGUCAGCUCAACUUAGGUUGGCCACAGCACAUUCUCGCAACGGGGGGGCACCGCAGUGAAAGAGAUGACUUCUGGGAUGAAAAUUUGGCCCAGAAAUCCUGCAACAUGGGUCUCGGAACAGCAAACUGAGCUGAGAGUAAGGGAAAAAAGAGGAGAGAUACAACAGAAAUGAAAAUCAGUGAUUAAAAACAAGCAAAGUCAUGCUCUACACUACACUGAUGCUGGACAAUAACAGAAACAUGUUUUCUUUUCUGUUUCUGGGGUCCUGUCUUUGUUGGAGAAUAUAAACAGCACAAAUGUAACAAUGGAAAUGGACUGUUCGUAAUUAUUUGUAUGUUAACAAUCAUGCUUCUGAUAUAAAAAUAUAGAUUAAUAUAA